CACCGAUCAUCGUGGCAUGCUCAGUGUUAAUAAACAACAGAUUCAGAGGGCCUUGGGAAUAAACCACUUGCUGAGUUAUCUAGCACCAUACCAAUGGCCCGUUUCGAGUGCGAACAGCCAGUGCUUAAGCCAUUGCCCGAGAACGUCACCGGGGCAAAUAGUAUCCGUGAAGGCUACUUAGUGUUCUGCCAUGACGAGUGAAACAAGGGCGCCGCUGUUCAACACCAACCCUAUCUGGCACAACCACGAGAACUUCGCGUUCGUUAGGCAACAAACGUGGCCAUCACCAUUCACGAUCGAAUCGCCCUUCAUAUAUCAAAAGCGAGACCAGUCUUCCAUCACAGUACAGAUGGCUGAGUGGUUGAAACAUUGGUUUACCGGCUCCUUCUUUAGGAUGAAUCUUGGUUCCCGAGGUAUUGGGCGGCAGAACGUCAUGGGUUCAAUCCCAUGGCAUGUCGUUUUGCUUUUUUUUGACCAGAUUUUUCGAAAAGAUACGUCAUGCUUGGUUUGGUCUAUAUAUGGUGUCGAUUUACAGGCCUGGGAGUCAAGGCUGUGCGUCUAUUUUGCGUCUGUGAAGUACCUGCUGGAUACUCAUGGACAUGGUGCCUUGCGGUCGAUAGCAUUUAAACGUAAAGAGCCGGAGAGGGCGGUGGUAGUAGUACUGUUGUUACGCGAAGUCCCACGAGUUCUUGCUGCUUGUUGAACAUGCGGGAGAAUCACAGUCCGUAGAACCCCUUUUAUCUGCCCAGACAGAGUGCGAUCCUCCUAGACUUGGGUAACUAUCUACGUUCCUAUAUUGGCCACAUCAAAGUCCUUAAUCAUCCCUCGACCAGUCCCAACGACAUCAACAUACCCGCCAUCAACAUACCCGCCAUCAACAUACCCGCCAUCAACAUACCCGCCAUCAACAUACCCGCCAUCAAUAUCGACAUUCCACUAUGCUUUGCGUGCGUAAGAGCUCCUCGAUCAAGUGUCACUCCAAAGCUUCUUAGCAACAGUAAGCGGAAUUCGCACG
Messenger RNA from Pseudovirgaria hyperparasitica, 1015 nucleotides. RefSeq lists its product as uncharacterized. Bases 191 to 703 code for a protein of 170 amino acids. Lineage: Eukaryota; Fungi; Ascomycota; Dothideomycetes; Acrospermales; Acrospermaceae. The record is from RefSeq and is a predicted model, not a curated record. The transcript is spliced from 2 exons.